AUGCCUCGCUCUCAAAUGGCAACAAAAAUGGCCGAGCAGCCUCUGGUUCUGGGAAGAGUGAUCGGAGAUGUGGUGGAUCCCUUCAUCCCAACCAUUAAAAUGUGUGCCACUUUCAGCAACAAGCAAGUCCUCAACGGCCAUGAAUUCUUCCCUUCUUCCCUCUCCUUCAAGCCCAGGGUUGUCAUUCAAGGAGAAGACAUGAGAUCCUUCUUCACUCUGAUCAUGGUUGACCCGGAUGUCCCUGGCCCUAGUGAUCCAUACAUGAGGGAACACCUUCACUGGUUGGUGACUGACAUUCCAGGAACUACGGAUGCUACUUUUGGAAAGGAAUUAAUGAGCUAUGAAAUUCCAAAGCCGACAAUAGGAAUUCACAGGUUUGUGUUUGUUCUGUUCAAACAAAAACGGCGUCGUUCACUCAACCCUCCAUCUUCAAGGGAUCGUUUCAACACUCGAAGAUUUUCAGCUGAGAAUGAUUUGGGUCUUCCUGUGGCUGUUGUUUAUUUCAAUGCACAGAGAGAAACUGCUGCAAGAAGGCGAUAGAUAGAAUAAUAACAAUUGUUCUUAUGUUGUU
Cucurbita pepo subsp. pepo (vegetable marrow) is the source of this 571-nucleotide messenger RNA. Its product is annotated as protein TERMINAL FLOWER 1-like. The record is from RefSeq and is a predicted model, not a curated record. Gene Ontology annotation, cellular component: nucleus; cytoplasm. Lineage: Eukaryota; Viridiplantae; Streptophyta; Magnoliopsida; Cucurbitales; Cucurbitaceae. Gene Ontology annotation, biological process: vegetative to reproductive phase transition of meristem; negative regulation of flower development.